Molecule: messenger RNA, 3191 nt
Organism: Polyodon spathula (Mississippi paddlefish)
Lineage: Eukaryota; Metazoa; Chordata; Actinopteri; Acipenseriformes; Polyodontidae
Product: proteoglycan 4-like
Exons: 15
Coding region: 1139-3190 (683 amino acids)
Biological process (GO): immune response
Molecular function (GO): scavenger receptor activity; polysaccharide binding
Source: RefSeq, a predicted model, not a curated record
GAUGGGAAUAUAUGUAUUUAUUAUUGAAAUAGUGCAGCUUGCAUCUUUAAAUGUACUGGAAUAACAAGUUGUUCAGCACUUCCCUUUUUCCAGAAAAUCAAAAGCAUGAGUUCUUCACAUGCAUACUGUAAGCUUAAGAAAUAUUAUAGAGUGUACUAUUAGGAAGUACAUUGCAGGGUUGAGUCAAAAUGUGAGAUCCAGUAAUACUGUAUAUUAAUCAUCUACAAAGCGCGUGACUAAAUCUUGCCAAUAUUUCUGGCGUUCCUUCAUAGCUUUAAAUACUCAAUCAAAAACUCUUAGGUAGAAAUAAAAAUCAAGCAUACAAAGCUUCCCAUAAUGGCAUCUUUGUAACUCAGAGAACCUCAUCAAAAUCUUAUGGUUGAGGUUUAGUGGAAAGGCAACAACUAUUGGGAACAGUUGCAGGCCAUUGAUGGAUUUCAACAUAAAUAGAAAAAGCCUUUAUACCUAUUGCUGGCUUGUUUCUGGCAAUCCAUAAUACUAUCACCCCAUCAAAACAAGCCCCCACACAGAUACAGAUAUAACAUUAUUUUUCUUUUGUGAUGAACACGGUAUAGAAUGAUCUGGUUCAUUACUAUGCUGGUCACUACAGGUAUGUUAAAAUCAACACCAUUAUGCUGGACACAUAAUAAGCAAAAUCCCAUAUUAAACACACAGCAGUAUAUCCUCAAUCCUCCUUCUGUCAACUGUCAUUAACUUUUUGCAAUCUUGGAAAUAGUGCUGUAGGUUAGGGGGUACUGGUUAGCUAAAAGUUUAUAAUUUCCACAAAGCAUCAUAAUAUGCAUUUAUGCUGUAGGUAUUCAAUAUAUUUCUGUAAGAACAUUUUUGUUUCGGACUCUACUAUGACCAUGUUCUCGUAUAGAUCAGCCCCUGACUUAUUAUGCAACACAGAACAGCUUUUUGAUUACAUUCCAAAUGUUUUGCAGUCUACGAUCCUUCCUGUAUUUGUGGAGAAAGUCUGUGCUCCCAGUCUGUACAUCAUUUGUGGUUUUAUUGUACAAGAUUAUCUAAUUAGGAGGACCCGCCCAGUAGUCAAACUGACAAUAUAAAAACCAAGGACCACUUGAGGAAAUUCAAUGAGCUGAGAAGGGAUUUCUUCUAAAGUUGUAGCUUUUUAGAAAUGGCCAUUUCACCUGGUUUAAUUGUUCUGCUAUUUUUCUGCAUCACAAUUCUACCAGACUUCUCAUCUGCUCAGGGGAGCUGCAGUGCACGAUGUGGAGAGGACUAUUACAGAGCCCAUGUAUGCCACUGUGACUACAACUGUCUGCUUCAUAAGGAAUGUUGCUCUGAUUAUGAGGGGCUUUGUACCACAGCAAACUCCUGUAAGGGACGCUGUGGAGAAGGCUUUCAGCGAGGUCGGAAGUGUGACUGUGAUGCUGGCUGCUCAGAAUUUAAUCAGUGCUGUCCUGAUUAUCAAAGCCACUGCUUAAAAGAAACACCAAAAACAACUGUUGCUAAGCCCACAACUGUGCACACCACAACAACAACAGCGAACACCCCUCAAGUGCAAGCAACAAAGAAAUCGGCAGUACACCAGUCUCCUUUAAUUCAGAAACCAGUUCCAUCCACUCAGUCAUCAGCUACCCUAGCUUCUUCCAGGUUUCAAGCCAUUGAAACAGCAACAAGUGAUUCCAACAGUGCGAAUGAAGAGAUUAUCCAAGAUCUGUCCGAAAGCCAGUUGAUCACCCUAUCUACUUUACCACCAGGUAACCAACCAACUUCCAGUUCUGCAGUGACCACAAUACAGCUAGAAAACCAGAAGUAUUCAGAAUUUCAAAGAGAUGAUGAGACAGUCAUACUUGAAGCCAUGCCUUACCAAGAACAAUUUCUCCCAACUUUUGCUCAUUCAUUUUCCACUGAGCCGCCCGCACCUUCAAGCGUAUAUUUCACCCUUCAAUCAACCACAGAAGCACCCACAAAGCCCGAAGAACAUGCAAACCCAACACAGCCCCUAGUCUUAGAAAGUGACACCACAAGACCUGCUGUCAUUGGGCAAACUACUACACCUUCUGCAUUAAAUGAUCAGGAACCUGAGACCCUGUCAGAAAGUGGGUUCGAACCUUGGAUGACAGAUGCACCUGCGACUGACACAGAUGGAGAUAUUCCUUCAGCAAGCCCAACCCAGACCCCUGCAAGUACCACCGCUGCACCUACAAACAAUCCAAGUGCCAUUUUAUUACCAGCGGUUACGACCACGAUGUCAAACCUGGAAGAUUCAACCUCACUUCCUCCAUAUUCCACUGAGUCAUCAACUCCUUUAAUUGCCUUUUCCACCCCCCACAUCACCACAAGGGCAACUGAAAAGCCUGGAGAACAGGCAAACCUGACAGAGCCCCAAGCUAACGGGGCUACUUCAUCAGCAAGCCCAGCAAAGAAGCCUACAGUCAUGAGUACCCCGACCAGUGAUGUUUUCUUAGCAGAUGACAACAAUGAUACUAAUCUCUGUAGUGGCCGACCAGUAAAUGGGAUAACGACUUUACUAAAUGGAACAAUGUAUGUGUUUCGAGGACAUUGGUUUUGGAUGCUCAGUUCCUAUGGGAUAGAGGCGGGAUAUCCUCGCAGGAUCACAGACGUUUGGGGCAUUCCCUCCCCCAUUGACUCGGUCUUCACACGCUGUAACUGCCAAGGAAAAACAUUCUUUUUCAAGGGCAAUAAUUACUGGAGAUUUGAAAAUGGUGGCAUGGAGCCUGGCUACCCCAAAUUAAUUAGCAAUGGCUUUGGAGGGAUUAAAGGAAGAAUAACUGCUGUUCUUUCGGUUUCUUCAACCAGGAGAAGACCAGAAUCUGUUUACUUUUUUAAACAAGGUGGUUUAGUCCAAAAAUAUUCCUAUACUCAAAAUCCACCACAAACCUGUAAAAAGAUGCAGACUCAGUACUCCAUCUACAGUAUUAGAAACCGGUUUGCACGUCACCUGAGCGAUAAAAGCAAAGAUACAGUUAAUCUUGGCCAGGAAGUCGAUAUAAAAUUACAGUGGCAAGGAUUUCCCACAUCAGUCACUUCAGCUAUAUCUGUACCCAAUGCAAAGCAGCCAGAUGGAUAUGACUAUUUUGUGUUUUCCAGGACUCAAUACUACAACAUUAACAUUCUUGCUGAUCAACCGACUAUAACCUCCCCUUCACCUUCUUCAGAAAGGCAACAGAGCACAGCAAAGGACUGGUUCAAGUGCCCAUAGC